Molecule: messenger RNA, 1161 nt
Organism: Didymella exigua CBS 183.55
Lineage: Eukaryota; Fungi; Ascomycota; Dothideomycetes; Pleosporales; Didymellaceae
Exons: 2
Coding region: 1-1161 (386 amino acids)
Source: RefSeq, a predicted model, not a curated record
AUGGCGGAGAUUAAUGAUAUUGGAACACAAACUGACCUGCGCAAGGAUGUGCUCAAAGACCACGUCUUUGUAGCAUCGCUCAUCGGUGUUUUGACAGACGUGUUUGGGUCUGCGAAAGACCUGUACCACAAAUUGAAGCAGCAGUCUACCUGCGACGACGACGACAUAACGCAGAGAGACAAACAUGCGUCCAACCACGAUCAUCGGGAUUCACACCCAAACAUCUUAGAAUCUGUCGGUCGCCAUGUACGAUGGAGCCUCGACCAGAGGGCCAGGCACUACAGCGACAGGGAAGAUGACCUUAUAUGCAACGCAUCCGCUCAAGUCCAAACAACAUAUGAUCGCGCAUACCGCAAGAUCGGCGAGCUGUACGCGCGCGGUGACGACAUUGCAAGGAUCCAACUGCAAUCGCAGAUCAUCAAGUUGCAGCAAGUUCUGAUCAGCAUACAUCAAGACUUCGGGCUUAGCAACUACCUCACAAUCGCCUCCUCACACUCUCAACUCAUCUACCUAGUCCAGACCGUCCGAACAACGCGCGCAGCUGCCAUCCAAGCACUCGAUCUCCUCUACCAACGUCUGCUGGCCGAGCCUCGUCCUGGGAAGCCAGAUCCGCGCCCGUCGAUGCCAGGAGGCUUUCCAACAGCUCCCAAGAAGCCACACAGGAGUCGCAGCAGCAGCUCAAGCUCUUCAGACACUCCUGUUCCAGUACCGCUGAAGCCGACACCCAGACCCGAGCCUAAACCAGUGCCUGCGCCAGCGCCUUGCCCAGCACCGAAACCGAACCCCAACUUGAACAAACUCUUCUGCCGUUACGCCCUCGACCUUCAAUACAAUCCUCAUCUUCCACUCUCACACCAUUUCUAUACCAACGGUGAUCGUCGCUGUCCCCACUGCCGUACUUUCAUACCUGUGCGGCCGAACAAGGCGUGGGAAAUCGUCAUGCUCGCUCGCGGACGGCAUCCAAGGCGGAUGAAGUUCCUAGUAAGGAACGAAUUUGUUGUCAAGUGUCAUCGUGUCGGCGGUGGUUUCGCAUGUGUACUGUGCGCAAAGUAUGGUGAUGCGGAUACAGUGUGUCGCGAUGUGGGGGAUUUGAUGGAGCACUUGUGGAGGGAGCAUACGUGUGAGGAUUUGGAGAGGGAUGAGGAUAUUGUGGGUGGUUAG